GAGAAGGAGAAAAAGCCAAGCCAUCUUAGUUUAAUCAUCUUGGAUUAACAAGGAUGGCUUUACGAAUGGGGUUGUUUGUUCUAAUGCUUGCUCUAGUUGUCGCGGUGGCGCAUUCGAGCACGUACGAUUUGGGAGAUGCGGAGCCCGAUGGCCACGGGCUGGUCGAGGACGCCAUCGAGAUUGACGAGGAGAUGAUGAUGGAAUCAGAGAGCGCGCGGAGACAGCUUGGCCCUGCAGGCUACGUCAGCUACGGGGCCCUCUCCCGGAACAAAACACCGUGCAACAAGAGGGGCCGAUCCUAUUACAAUUGUCGCGGCCACGAGCAAGCCAACCCUUACAACCGCGGUUGCACCCGGGCUUCUCGUUGCGCUAGAAGUACCGUUUAAGGAUCGGUUUUCGACAUGUAUUACGUACAAAGCAACACCCGUUGUUUCCUUUUUCCAUUUCUCAUUCGUAUUUAAUCUAUAUGAUGGCUUUUAAUUCAUACGGCAAUGCAUAACUUGUUGUCUAUAUUGUAAUCUACUAUCUUUCUCAAUACAUGGAUGCAAGUCGUCAACUUAAAA
This is a messenger RNA of Salvia splendens (bonfire salvia), 563 nucleotides long. RefSeq names its product rapid alkalinization factor 23. Gene Ontology annotation, cellular component: plasmodesma. The record is from RefSeq and is a predicted model, not a curated record. Lineage: Eukaryota; Viridiplantae; Streptophyta; Magnoliopsida; Lamiales; Lamiaceae. The transcript has a single exon. Bases 54 to 386 code for a protein of 110 amino acids. Gene Ontology annotation, biological process: calcium-mediated signaling.